Messenger RNA from Adineta steineri, 2226 nucleotides. The record is from the annotation of a GenBank genome assembly. Lineage: Eukaryota; Metazoa; Rotifera; Eurotatoria; Adinetida; Adinetidae.
AUGGACAGUGACACAGAGUCAUCGGAGUGUCCAUUAUGUUUGGAAGUACUUGAAGCCGAUGAUUUGACUUUUUUUCCAUGUACAUGUUGUUAUCAGAUUUGCCGUUUCUGUUGGCAUCGUAUUCGAACAGAUGAAAAUGGUUUAUGUCCAGCAUGUAGAAAACCAUACAGUGAAAAUCCAGCACAAUUUAAACCAUUAACGGAUGAAGAAAUUCAACAAGUAAAACGUGAUAGAAAAUUAAAAGAAUCAAAUAAAAAACCAAAAAUCACUGAAAGUCGAAAACACUUAGCAAAUCUUCGAGUCGUUCAACGUAAUCUUGUAUUUGUCAAUGGUCUUCCAUCACGUUUAGCUGAUACUGAAUUAUUAAGACGAAAUGAUCAUUUUGGUAAAUAUGGUAAAAUAGUUAAAUUAGUUACAUCACCAGCACAUAACGGUCAAUUAAAUUCUAUAUGUGUAUAUAUAACAUAUUCACGUUCCGAAGAAGCUUUACGUGCUAUACAAUCUUUAUGUAAUUAUCAUGUUGAUGGUCGUACAUUAAAAGCAACAUUAGGUACAACGAAAUAUUGUAGUCGAUAUUUAAAAGGUGCAUCAUGUCAAAAAGCUGAUUGUCUUUAUUUACAUGAGCCCGGAGAUCCAUUAGCAAGUUUUACUAAAGAACAAAUGCAACAAGGUCUUCAUCUUGAGUAUGAACGAAAACUUAUGGAACAGUAUGAGAGUAAGACAACAUCUAGUACACCAAAAAAUAGUCGAACAACGGUUAACGGACAUAAAAAUGAAUCAUCACAAAAACGUAAAGGACCCAUACCAUUAUUAACAACAGCAAAUAAUUCUAAUUCAGCAACAUCAAAUACAAUGAAUGGUCAUUCAGAUUUAGAAUCAGGAGAUGAAACAAAUAUACCUCAUACUACAACAAAUCAUCAUUCAUUAAAUGGAUAUAAUAAUGAUACAUUUACUAGUACCACUGCUAUUAAUGGUGAUACUCUAAAUGGUGAUUCUGAUAUAUCAUCAACAUCAUCUCAAACAUCAUCGGAACAUGAUCCAUCAUUACGUACACAUAUUCAAACAUAUAAUGUUUCACCAUCAAAAAAUUGGCCAGAUGAUUCGGGAAAUUUUUAUUCUUCAAAUACAAAUUUUGUAUCAUCAUCGAAUAAACCAUCGGUUUCCAGUACAUUAAAUUCACCAAAAGAUGUUCAAUCGAAUGAAUCUACAGUGAAAACAUAUGAUCAAUUACCAGAAUAUAAACUAUUUAGUUCAAAUGGUCCAUCUAUACAUUCAAUUUUAUUUGGUAAUAAUGAAACUAAUAAUAAUCAUCAUCAUCAUCAUCAACAACAAACUCAUCGACCAUUAAUAAAUGGAAUUGAUCAUGAUUUAAGAGAAAUCGAAAAGAGAUUAAUGGAAAAUGGUCUUGAUAAUACAUCUUAUACACAAAUUCAAGAAAAUGAUGAACUAGGUUUUGAUCCAUGUAGUUUAUUUAUGUCGGCACUUGCGUCUGAUAUAGAAGAUGAACGACGACCAUUACCAUCUCAAACAUCUGUGUCAUAUCGUCCAGUAUCAAAUUCAUAUGGAUUUUCAUCAUCUCAAUAUAUUGCUCCAACAAAUAAUUCAUCGAUAGGACCAGUUAAUCCAUCUUGGAUGAUGCAACAGCAACAGCAGCAGCAACAACAACAACAACAACAACAACAACAGCAAUAUCAUCACUAUCACGAACAACCAACAACACCACAAAAACAACAAAGAUAUCCACUUUCGUUUAAUGGUUCAUCAUCUCCUCGACAAAUGUGGAAUGGCAAUCAACAAUCACAAUCACAAUCACAACCACAAUAUGGGUCACAGAUGCCAACGCGUCUAGAUUUUUCAAAUCAAAUUCAACAACAACAACGGCUUCCACUCAGACAAUCAUCACCUUCACCACAAUAUUCUCAAGCAAUAAAUCAUACCUAUCCUUCUAAUAGUACAGUGACCACAAAUAAUUUACCAUCAAAUGAUCGAUGGCUAAAUGUACCUUGGACAGAUCCAGCUAUAAUAUCACUUGGAAAUAAACUUGAUCCAACACAAUCACAAUGGUCAACAACUACACAAUCCCAGGGAUCUUCAGCAUUAUCCUCAGGAAAUAAUCUCGUCACAAAUCCACGUUGGUCACAACAAUCCCAAUCACAUAUGUUUACAAAUGGAAUGUAUAUGCCAUAUACAACAACAUCAGGUAUCGAUGAUGGAAAUCGUCCGUAA